Messenger RNA from Puccinia graminis f. sp. tritici CRL 75-36-700-3, 972 nucleotides. RefSeq lists its product as uncharacterized. The coding region runs from base 1 to 972 and encodes 323 amino acids. The record is from RefSeq and is a predicted model, not a curated record. The transcript is spliced from 2 exons. NCBI's taxonomy places the organism in Eukaryota, Fungi, Basidiomycota, Pucciniomycetes, Pucciniales, Pucciniaceae.
AUGGAAGCCGAUCAGACAACGACCAACAAUUCAUCACAUUCAGGCUCUGAUGACCCACCUUACAACUCAGACCCCGAGAAUCCAACGAGUGAGGAUGAAACUCAAUUUGAAGGUCAAACUAUAGCUUCUGACGAUUUUGUAAGGGACAUAGUUGAGCGUCUCCUAUGUGAAGGCCAUAAAGGACCGAAGAUUCGUCAGAUCCUGCAAGAGGAGCAUGGGAUCUCAAUGUCUGCAAGCACUCUAACUCGCAGGCGACGAACCUGGGGCCUGAGACAGCUUCAAAGACAAAAACCCACCCAACCUGCCCUACUACCUCAUAUCCGAGCAUCUCUCCUGUCCUCCCAUGCCAAAGGUUUAAAUUUGCAAGAAAUCCAAGCCAGACUCACCAAGGAGACAGGUAUUGUAGUUUGCUUACGGACUGUCAAGAGAUACUUGCACCGACUCCGAGUCAAAUUGAACGUGAAUGACCUGGCUCUUGGCAAUGUGACACUGACUCAAAUAUAUGAAGCCAUCAACCAUAUCCAGAGGUUUUUACUACACAACAACACCGGUUACCGACGGAUGAGGACUCUUCUUGCAAGGAACUACAACAUUAGGAUUCCCAGCCCAAAUCAUGUUUGGUCAAUUGACGGGCAUGAUAAACUCAAGCGAUUUGGAAUAACUGUAUACGGAUUUAUCGAUGCCUGGUCUCGCGAGAUAUUGGGCCUUUAUGUACAUGUGACCAAUAACGAUCCCCGUCACAUUGGUGUUUACUUUCUCAAUUUGGUCUCAAAACUUGGCGGGGUCCCACUCAAAGUCACUGCUGACUAUGGGACAGAAACUGGUGAUGUGAGCUUUUACCAGAUCAAGCUGUCCCAUCGGUUUGCAGGAAUUACCCUGGAAGAAGCAUCAAAACAAAUGCAUCACACCAAAUCAACACACAAUCAAAAAAUUGAGGCACUCUGGUCUCAAAUGAUGAGGCAGCACAAUUGA